Messenger RNA from Clonostachys solani, 834 nucleotides. Lineage: Eukaryota; Fungi; Ascomycota; Sordariomycetes; Hypocreales; Bionectriaceae. The record is from the annotation of a GenBank genome assembly.
AUGGUUGCCACUAAGAACCUCGGCCUCGCAGGACUUGUCUGGCUCUCCCUUGCCGCUCAGGGACUCGCUCUGGGGGUUGAUGAAGCCACCAACGAUCUCACCCUUGUGGAGAGAAAUGUCGCCGCCGAGGAGCUCGAUGUUCGCGACGUUGAUGACGAGCUUUAUGAGCGAGAUUUUGAUGAGGAGCUCGACGAGCGCGACUUUGAUGACGAACUCGAAGAGCGAGAUUUUGAUGACGAGCAUCUCGAGGUCCGCGGAGGUGCUACGGUCAACCUCAAGGAGCAAAGACUCACCGGGAUCAAGGCCAACAGACCUAUUCCCACUCCUCCCAAGGAAGUCGAUACAAAGGCCUAUUGGGACAAGAAAUACGGUGUGAAGAAGGCUGUCUCUGGACCUGCCAAGUAUCGGCGAGAUCUUGAGGCCCGUGGAGGUGCUACGAUCAACCUUCAAGAGCAAAGAAUUACUGGCAUCAAGGCAAACAGACCUAUUCCUCCCCCUCCCAAAGAGAUCGAUACUAAGGCCUACUGGGCCAAGAAGUAUGGACACAAGAGGGGCCUCGAUGUCCGUGGGGGUGCCACGAUCAACCUUCAGGAGCAAAGAAUUACUGGCAUUAAGGCAAACAGGCCUAUCCCUCCCCCUCCUAAGGAGAUUGACACAAAGGCAUACUGGGCUAAGAAGUACGGACAUAAGAGGGGUCUCGAUGUUCGCGGAGGUGCCUCAAUCAACCUCAAGGAGCAGAGAAUCACCGGCAUCAAGGCAAACAGGCCUAUUCCUCCCCCUCCCAAGGAAAUCGAUACUAAGGCUUACUGGGCAAAGAAGUAUGGCAAAGCGUAG